GGGACUCGCAAGCAAGUUCGCACGCAUAUACCGGCGGCGUACAUUGGCGCACAGCCAACGGUGAAAUCGUUCGCCGGCUCCCAGCAAGAACGCGUCGUCGCCGACACACACAGCGUGAGCGCCAACUUAACCGAGGGGGAGAACGUAUAUAGAUAUAACCGCUAUCAAUCCUGUCGGUCGCAGGGCGAGUCGGUUCCGUGAAAAUGGCCGGGGAAAAGCGCAGCCAGGAUCAGGACGAGAUCUCGUCCGCGAGGACGGUGCUCGUCGACAUCGAGGGCACCACCACGAGCAUCAGCUUCGUGAAGGAGACCCUCUUCCCCUACGUGCGUCAAAACUUGAAAGACUACAUCGAGACAAAAUGGGAGGACGAGGAGUUCAAGCAGGAUUACGAAAAGUUAAAGGAUCAGGCAAAAAAAGACGAAGAAGAUAAAUUGGAUGGUUUUGUAGCGAUUACUGGUGACAAGCCUGAAGAAGAAAAAGAUUCGCUUUUGAAAAAUAUUUUGUGGCAAAUGGAUAACGAUCGUAAGACAGGUGCAUUGAAGCAAUUGCAGGGACAUAUGUGGCGUGAAGCAUAUAAAACAGGCGCGGUUAAAGGACACGUUUAUGAAGAUGUCCCUACAGCGUUCGAAGUAUGGACACGUAGUGGCAAAAAAAUAUAUGUUUACUCAAGUGGCAGUGUUGAGGCACAGAAACUCCUUUUCGGGCAUUCUGUACAUGGUGACUUGCUUAAGCAUUUUAGUGGUUUCUUUGAUACAGAAGUAGGUGCAAAGCAAGAAAGUGACAGCUAUAAAAAUAUACUGAGUAAAAUUAAUGAGAAAGCAUCUGAUGUUAUUUUCCUAACUGAUGUAGUGAAAGAAGCUACAGCUGCCAGGAAAGCAGGUUUAUCAACAAUAAUCGUAGUACGUGAGGGUAAUGCUGCACUAUCUGAUGAAGAAAAAGCUACUUAUACAACCAUUAAGUCUUUCUCAGAUUUGACAUUUCAAACGUCUACAAAGCGGCAAAAGUUAGAGACAACGGAUGAUACAGCUGAUAAAGGUACAGCUGAUGUCAGUGAGCCAAUGGACACAUCUGAAGAUGUAGAAAUGUCCGAUGUCAGCGAUAAAAAAGUUGAAAAAAACGAUACAGAAAUCAUUGAAUCGGUAGAAAAGAAAUGUAUAAAAGAUCAACCAGAAGACACUUCAGUUUCUUUAAAUCAAGCGAAAGAACCAAUAGCGGUUGAGAAAGAACUUUCAAGUAUUGAACAAGAAAUGACACAAUCUGAUGCCAAAUCUAAAGACAAAAAUGAGGAUACAGGUUCCUUUGAAAGUGUAAAACCCGUGAAAGAUGAUACUACAACUCUAACUACAAAAGAUGACGAUAAAACUACAGCAAAGAAAACUGAAGAAAAUUUGGAUACAAUUGCAACUGAAAUUACUACUGCUGAUGAUUCUAUAUCCGUAUCAGAAUCUGUAUCAAAGUCUGAGACUGCUCUCACGUCUUCCGAAAAAAAGAUUGAGAAUUCUACAGACGUUGCAAAAGAUACACAAGCCGAAAGUGUUGAUAAAAUUCAAACUGUUGAAGGUGACGAAAAGUCAGAUGGCAUUGAAUCACAGUCACAAAUUUGUGAUAAAAAUAUAGCAAACAAAUCUGAAGAAUGCUUGACAGCGAAAAAAGAUGAAGAAAAGAACGAAGCAAAGAUUACUUCAGAUACAUCAGAAAAAGAGAAUACUUUAACAAAGAACGAACAAGAAGUAACAAAAUUAGAGGCGACUGCAACAGAAAAUGGAAAGACCAUAGAAACAGUUGCAGAAAAAACAAUGGUAUCAGUAACGGUGACAGAAACGGAACCAACCAUUACGGACACAAGGAAAGAGGAAACGGCAUCUACCGAAGUAACUGCAGAGAAGAAUUUGGAAGCAAUUACAGAAUCUGAAAAAGUCGAUGAAAAGGCGGCCCAAGGAAUACAAACGAAGACGACUGAUGAUAAAUGCGAGAAUGAAACUACGCAGGAGACAAUAAAAGAAGAGGAGACAGUGAAAGAAGAGAAUGUAGUGGAUAAGGACAAAAAUACAGUGGAUUCGGAAAAGCAAAAACUCAAUGGAACCACGCAAAACGGAGAUACGGAUGUGCCAGUGUUGGAUGACAAAUUACAUAGUAACGGACUGAAUGAAGGAUCAUCGAAGGAAGCGACAAACGAGGACGCGGCGGCGCAAAAUGGUGAGCCCGAGAGUUUGUCAGAAAAUAGUGCGGAAUCCAUAAAAGUUAAAAAAGUCGUCGAUUCCGCCGUAGCCGACGGUGCCGGAGAAUCCGAUGUUGUUCCUCCUGUAGUUGUAGCGGCGACGUCUUAACUUUGUUCUUAUACAAUUUAAGGAAGCCCUUCAUGCAUAACCCCAGUCCACAAGUACUUAUUCGCAGAUAUAAACUGAUAUUAAUUGAUCCCCACGUAUACUUUAUGUAAAUCGUAUGUCAAAAACGUAAUGCGCUACUUUAAGAUGCAGUUCGUAAAAUCACCGUUUGUUUCGGCUCUAUAACGAGUGAAAGAAAAUUAGAAAAUAGAAGUAUGGUACGAAGAAAAAUGCUUCGGAUUUUUUAAAUUCUUUAGACAUUACUAUAGCUGUACAAUUCAAAUUCUCUUCAUAAUGAACAACUUUUAUUUAUACGAUGUCGUUAAUGUUUUAUGUUAGAUCGUAUAUAUGUUGCUUUCCUAUAUUGCGAAAGUAGACUUUGAUCGUUGAAUUUUUUCAUGUUUGAUUUUCGAUAACUGUAACAAUUUUUAACGAGGAAAGAAUGAAUUGUUAUAAUUAAACUUACAAAACCUUUUUAGCUGUAAUUCGCACGUGAUCGAUCUAGAAGUAAUGAAACGUGUCAUCAGCUAUGAUCAAUUACUAUGUAUUCUUGAGGGGCUUUUUUCUAAUAUUACUCUACACGACAUGUAUUAACAUCUUUUUUAUACCGCCUAAACGAAACAACUAUACACGAAAUCUGAUAGAAUAGGUAAUUUCAAUAGAGUUGCAGUAUGUUAAAAUAUCGAUUGUAUCUGUGCCAAAUGAAUUUCACUAUUUGAAAUUUGUUUCUUUCAUUUUUUUUUCUCUUUAAUGUCUUAAUAAUUCCACAAAUGAAAUUAAAAGAUCUGGUCGAUGUUUUAUUUUACUGCUACCGUGAAACCGACUAAGAAUUAUUUUAAGACUGUACUGCCUUUAACAGUUGCUAUCUUGUAGAUUAUAUUGUAGAUCUUCGUUGCGCACGGCAUAUUUAACUUUGUGAAUUGAUGAACAAUGCAUUUCAAGUCGAAUAAUUGUAGAUACAUCGCACAAUAAGCUUCACUCGAUAACAUUAAUUUUGCUCGCAUUUUUGUUAUGAAAAAUAGGGUUAUAAAAUUUUUUUAAUAUUAGGAUUUUUGCAUAUCGAUACGCUUUCUGCCAUCGUUUUGUCUGCCUAACAUGGUUCACGUAAUGUAAUUUUUCUUUUUGAACGUUGCAAUACGGAACCGUUAACUAUUUAAUAUCGCGAAACGUUUAUCAAAGAACCUAAAAAAGUGUAUUUUAGUUUCAAUAUAAUUUCGCGAUUUAGUUUGCAGCUACUCAGUUUUAGGAACUGGAUCUAUAUGGUUACUUGAAUGAUUUGGCUCAGUAAUUGGAAAAAAGUCACGUAGCCAAUUAGAUCCACUCUUUUUUAUAUUUAAUCACAUAAUUUGGAUUCGCGGAAGAGCAUAUCGAUUCGUAGAUUUACUCUGUCAUUCCUAUAAAUUAAUAUUGCGUUACAAAGUCUGCACGUGUGGAAUACAUUUAUAUUAUCGUUUUACAGUUAAUCUAAUAAUAAAUUCAAUCGCUUACAUAUUAUUCCACACUAAUGUACUCUAAAAGCUAUUACAUGGAAACGUUCAGGUAUCUAAAUGUAAAAUGCUAAAUGUAUGUACUUUGAUAACAUUUAAUAUUUAAAUAUACAUAUAUUGCACCAAAAAUAUGAUAAUAACUACAUAAAAUACUUUAUCAAAAUAUUCAUUUUUUAAUACUUUUUAUAUAAUUUUAGACAGCUUUUUAUAUAUUCUACUGUGGCUUUUAGUGUAUAUUUUUUCGUGUGCUUCUAUGUAGGAGUGUUAUAAUUAGACGAAUAGUGGCAAAGAUACUUUGUAUCAGUUAAUUAUUCAGAUUAUGUGCAAAGCGAUAAUAUAAAUAUAUUAUGUGUAGACUUCGCUCAUUUUUGUGAUGCUCAACAUGAUUUUAAAACGUCUACGAAAACAAUACUAGAAAAUAAUGACAAUAGCGGUUUAAAGUAGGAUCGCGUUUUCAGCAGAGAAUCGAUUAUUAUUACUUUUACUGCUAUUCAUUAUCCAUUCCUGUUAAAUUGACUGUGAUUUAAGAAUAUUAUAGACAUAGGUUUCUCGAAACAAUUCGUUGUUAUCAAUGCGCGAAAGCGAUCAUCAUUGUCGGAUGAUAUUUUUGCGAUUAUUUUUAUUCGGAUUUAGUGUGCCCGCGUCUAGUCGAAAUCAGUCAGAAGUUAGAAGUGGCGGAGACUUCUAUAGAUCGAUAGAUGAUUUCGCGUUGUUAGCUUUACAUUACGUUCGUCAACUAUGCUAGGAAGAUGCGAUGGGAACGCGACAUGUCUCGUACGUCUACCGGUCUACGCUAGUGUGCGUGAAACAGGAGCGACACAAAACCGAUACGAGAGCAAACACGAUUUGAUAUUUUACGAUAUAUAUUCUUGACAGACCUCGCAUAUAUUUUAUUUAUAAGUUUUCUCGAAAAAAUGUGUGGACGGUUCGAUACUUGCGAUACAGAUUGUAUUAGUCUCAUCAUUAUAUCACUCGUCUUGAAAUAGUUAAGACAAGAGCAAAUACUCGUUUUUUUAUCACGUUCACCGAGACACUAAUAGUCUAAGAUUCGUAAUCGAAUCAUUUUUUAUAUGUACAUGUACGAUGGCAUGGAUAAAUAACUCGAAUCUUAUCUAUUCCGUCGAAUGUAUACACAUUUUAAUGGUAAUUUUAAACUCUAUGUAUGAAAUAACGAGAAUGGCAGGUGUUAUGUCCUAUAAUUGCGCAGAUUGACUGAUAAAUCAAAUAACAGGAAACCCAAGAUACGAGAUUAUCAAAUUUUUCCUACCUAUCGACUGAUCGUUGAUAUUUUAUGCUACAAAAGCCCAAAAACUGCCACGAUUUAUAAUAAAAGUUAGCUCUAAGGUGAGGUGACGAUGUGCUCAAGGUUCUUCCCGGCUGACUUUCACGACAUCGCCCAAAUCAUCACUUCCAUAUCAUUCAUACUACUGUUUUGCGUCAAUAGUCGAGAAGGCCGAAACGCACAUCUUGAUCACACGUUUGAGCACCAGUCACGAUCAAUUCUCGAUCACAUCGUGUAAUCUUUUAACACCUUCAAUGUGAUUGUGCCAAUGAUCGUUUUAUUAACAUAGAAUGUUAAAUAUUUGUAUAUGUUCGUAAUUGAAAAAGUGACAUUUGCAUUUUUAACUUAUAAUCUUAGAAUGCACAAUCUCUAAUUGGGCUUCUACACAAAAUGUACAACGUUCAACGUGUUGAGUCUAGCGAAAAUCGAACUGAUUUGAGUGAUACGGAAUGAGAAAAGUGUUAAGAAUUAAACUGUUGACUAUUUUAACUCGAGAUUUGACUCAAAGAUCAAUUCUACUGCAUUCAGGCCUAUUUCGUAAAACUCAAUAAAACCAUAGAAAACCAACGAUAAUAGAGAUAAGUUCAAAUAAUCUUUUAAAAUAAGAUUUUGCAAAACUUAUGUACUUUAAACUCUAAAUAUUUUAAUAAAUUUCAUUAAUUAGAAUUUUCUUGAAGUAAAAUUUACUUGAAAAUAUUUUAAAAAGAAUUUUGUGUUUUUCUAUGUAUAUCUCAUGUGCGUUACAAUGUGUUUGUAAAUGUUAUUGAAUUAUUUAUUAGCGUAUUUCCUCCAAUGUGCGAAAUUUUUUAAAAUAUUUAAGACAAAGGGCCAAAUGCAUUCGAUAUAUUUUAACUCUUGUAAAAAACUAUUAAUAAGCAAAAUCCGAUGUAACACUGCCACGUUGUUUAUACGAAACUGUUUCGAUUAAAAUCCAUAUCAAUCUCUGUAUUACUAUUAAGAUUUCGAUUAUGUUUUGUUCUAAGACGACACGUGCAACGCAGUGUUCCGUAAUUUCGAGAUAAAUAAAGCAAUAGAUUUAUAAAUUACGACUCUAAUGAAAAAUAAAAACGAAAGUUCUGUAACAUCGCAUAUUUAUAUGAUUGUAACGCACGGAAAACUGCCGUCUGUUCAAAGCGUUAAAAUUGUACGAGCUAGACGAUCGAAAAAAUUAAACGUAGGACUAUUAACAAAAGUAACCUCACCAUAUUCAUUAGCGAUAUUAUUGUUUGUAAUUCAUUGGCUAUAUUAUCUGUAAUACAUCAAUAUAAUUGUAGGAGAGACAUAAGGACUUCAUCGAUAUUUUCUAAUUUUUAAGGCUAAGAUAACCCCGCGGAGAGAAGAGUGGAAGUCAAAUAUCAACAAGAUUUUUAAGUUAAAAUUAACAUUUUUUCUUGGUAAAAUUUGUUUCUAUUGUCUAUACUUAUUAAUGUUUCAAUUAGUGGUGAACAUGUAUAAAACGUUAAACAUACAUAUUUAAAAUAAGUAUAAUUUCUGCUAUGUAUAUGCAAUUUGGAUAACGUAUAACAAUAGUAUCUAAAUAUUUUUAAUUAUUGAAUCUAAAGCUAAGAAUAUUUUUAAUUUACAAUAAUUCGAUAUGGUAGAUACAUUUUGAAAAUGUUUAUUUUAAAAAAUUUUUGUAAUUUGUGAUUAAACAUUUUAUGUAUUUUAAGACGCAAAAGUAACAAUUACUGUUUUAAAAAACUAUGAGUAAAUAUCUUUUCCAUCAUUUUAAAUAUCAACCUCUUAUUUAAACUCGUCUGAUAUUUGAUUUUCACUUCUCCAAUUGUCCUAUAAACUUAUCGAAUUUUCCUUUGUUUUUUUCUUCUCACGCUUGUAAUUUCGACGAAUUAUUUAAAAACCGUCAGAGAUACUAAAUUUGAGAUUGAAUUGGAAUUUAAUCGAAAGAAAAAAUCAAUCUCAAGUUUUGUAAAUUUUGCUUUGAUUGGACAAAUUCCAAUCCAAUCUCAAUCUCUAGUCUUUGACCACGGCUUUGUUUUUUGUCCGAAAGAAAAUUAUGGUUAUUAUUCGUGAUGUUCUCGUAGAUAUCGAUGUGCAUGCAUUAACUUAUGAAAAUACGUGGUAUAUAGUUUGAAUUUUUUUUUUAUAUAUUUGUUUUCGUGAUACAUCGCGCUAUCGAAUCCGUAUAUAUAUAUUCACUGAAUAAAAUGAGUCUAAAAAGAUGUGUUGUACAAAAAACUAAUUAGUGAAUUUUGUUCUUUUUGAAUUUUGCAUUCGUAGAGCAAAAUAAAUGAAUUUUGCAGC
Molecule: messenger RNA, 7355 nt
Organism: Monomorium pharaonis (pharaoh ant)
Lineage: Eukaryota; Metazoa; Arthropoda; Insecta; Hymenoptera; Formicidae
Gene: Enoph
Product: enolase-phosphatase E1
Exons: 6
Coding region: 204-2327 (707 amino acids)
Molecular function (GO): magnesium ion binding; acireductone synthase activity
Source: RefSeq, a predicted model, not a curated record